This is a messenger RNA of Oncorhynchus keta (chum salmon), 3811 nucleotides long. RefSeq names its product desmocollin-2-like. Gene Ontology annotation, cellular component: plasma membrane; presynaptic active zone membrane; intercalated disc. The record is from RefSeq and is a predicted model, not a curated record. NCBI's taxonomy places the organism in Eukaryota, Metazoa, Chordata, Actinopteri, Salmoniformes, Salmonidae. Gene Ontology annotation, molecular function: calcium ion binding; cadherin binding. The transcript has 17 exons. Bases 599 to 3178 code for a protein of 859 amino acids. Gene Ontology annotation, biological process: homophilic cell-cell adhesion; multicellular organism development; cell-cell junction assembly.
GCGGGACAGUCCCUCCGGGUAAACCUGUUGGUGGUGAUCGUUACGGCCAGACCCAGAGCGGACUCCGUACCCCCACACAGCCUGUCUCUCUCUGUCUCAAUUCUUCCCGACACACCCUUGGAAUUCAUGUGUGAGCUAAAAUAAUUACCAAGGCUCUAGAGCCAAAACCUCCACCCAUCCCUCGCGCCGCGCUGCACACGGGACUUCACCGAACGACUUCAGUCAUUUUAGAUCAUAGCUCAGUCUGAGUGCUGUGUUCCUCAUUCCAUCCAAGCCCAGGUCCCAUUGGAGGUCAGGCCUGGCUAUGUCAUCUCUCAAGGAAAUCACGCACAGAACGAGCAGUAUAGCUGGUGACAUUGUCAUGCUGGAGGGUCAUGUCAGGAUGAGCCUGCAGGAAGGCUACCACAUGAGGGAGGAGGAUGUCUUCCCUGUAACGCACAGCGUUGAGAUUGCCUUCAAUGACAACAAGCUCAGUCCGAUGAUGCUGUGACACACCGCCCCAGACCAUGACAGACACUCCAUCUCCAUCACCCCUGUACCAGUGACAGGGUGUCACAUACAGGGACAGUGGCUGACCUCCAGUGACCCCCACUUCGCCAUGCGGAGCGACGGCACCAUUGUCACGGUGAACGUCACAACGGUUACAGCGGAGGGCAGGUCCUUCUGGGUGAGGGGGAGGGACGGGGGAGGACGGCGCUGGAGGAUGGAGGUCCAUCUGUCCCCAGAUCUUGAACAGGAGCAUAUUCAAGUACCCAUGAGGGUGCCCUUCAAUGUGCCUGCACAUAAAGGGGUUCAGAGGGGUCCGUCUGAGGUCCUGAGGCGCUCUAAAAGGAGAUGGAGUCCUCUCCCUUUCAGCAUCAUAGAGCAGGACAUCCCUCCUUUCCCCAAAGAUGUAGAACUGGUGGGGUCAGAUUCAUCAGUGAAUUUCACAGUGUACUAUAUAAUCAGUGGUUCAGGGGUGAACAUGCCCCCGGAGAAGCUUUUCUCUGUGGAUCGUGACACAGGCAUGGUGCGUGUGCACUACCCUGUUGACCGGGAACAGUACCCCAAGUUUGUGUUCACAGCCCAGGUGUUUGACAGGCGGUCGGGGAAGGAGACAGAUCGGCCUCUGGACAUUACUGUUCUGGUGGAAGAUAUCAAUGACAACGCACCGACCUUCUCUGGACCACUCACCUUCUCUGUGUUAGAGCAGUGCAAACCUGGUACUGAGGUAGGAGAAGUGAAAUCCACUGAUAAGGAUGAAGCAGACACCCCCCACACUAAGAUCAGAUACACCCUUCUGACUGGUGGUCAGUUCUUCACCAUCGGGUCUCACAGUGGGCUGAUCACAGCCAAGACCAGCACUCUUGACAGAGAGACGCAGGUUGUCAAUGCUGUUACCGUGGAGAUCCGGGACAUGGACGGAGCUAAGAACGGCCUGUUUAACACUGCUACGGCCACCAUUACGCUACUGGACAUCAACGACAACCCUCCCACCUUCAGGGAGACCACCUACAAGGCCACUGUGAAGGAGAACCAAGCAGACAUGCUGGUCCUGAGGAUUCCUGUGGAUGACAAGGAUGAGGAGAAGACUCCAAACUGGAACGCCAGGUUUGUCAUCACCCAGGGCAACGAGAAUGGGAAUUUCCGGAUCGACACGGACCCUGAAACCAACGAGGGCCUGCUCUAUGUCAUCAAGCCUCUUGAUUAUGAGAAAGGGAAGACAGUGAAGCUGAUGAUCUCUGCCCAGAAUGAGGCUCCCCUGGUGGGCAUGGCAGGGACCUGGCUGUCCAUCCCUGUGGAUGUCAGUGUGGGUGACGAGGACGAGGGACCAGAGUUUACCCCUCCUAACAUGGUGAUCAGGGUUAAAGAGAACACUCCCAACGGUACCCUCCUCUCCACCUACACCGCACUGGACCCAGAGACCAAGAGUAGCAAGGGGAUCAGGUACUACACCAAAUUUGACCCUGGCUCAUGGAUAGCUGUGGGAGAGACCACGGGAGAGCUGAGGGUAGCUAACACCAUCGACCUUGAGUCUCCUCUAGUUACCAACGGAGCCUACACGAUCUCUAUCAAAGCUGUGGACGAGAGUAAGAAAUCUGGCAAUGGCAAUAUAACGCUGCUGAUCGAGGACGUUAAUGACAACGUCCCGAUGAUCGUCUCGGGGACAUACCUGACGUUGUGUGAGGGGGAGGACGGGCAGAUGGGCUCUGUAACCAUAGAAGCAGAGGAUGCUGACCUAUCACCUUAUGCCAGACCCUUCAACUUCAUGCUGCCAGAGGGGCAUGAUGGGAAAUGGAGGCUGAGAGACAUUCAAAAUGGGUCAGCUGUGCUGGAGCAGGUGGUGGAGAUGGCCCGGGGUGUGUAUACGGUCCCUGUGCAUGUGACUGACCUCCAGAAUAAGGGCGGGGUCCAGGUGUUGUCUUUAAGGGUGUGUCAGUGCCUGGGGGGAGAGUGUGUGGCCAAGAGGAGUUCUGUCUCUGUGGGGAUCUGGGGCGUCCUAGCCAUGCUGCUGGCAUUCCUGCUGCUCCUACUGCUCUGUCUAUUAUUUGUGUUUUACUGCACCACUAAGGGAGAGAAGAUCUACAUGGAAGACUGUAGUGGUGGCAUGCUGCUGAAGUCUAACACAGAGGCUCCUGGAGAUGAAGUGAAAUCUGCGGCCCUGCUGAUUGUACCUUCCACCGGUGUUGCCGUGGACACAGUGGAUGGCUCAGUGAAGGGGGCAGGGCUGGUGGGGCUUCUGGAUCAGAAUGGGGCGGGGUGUCCGGCUCCAGGUCCUCCUCUGAUUGGUCAGAAGACGAUCAAUCCGAAUCGGGAGAGCAGUAGGCGGGACUUCCUGACAGCUCAGGGACAGAGUAGCUUUUACUCCACUGGACAGUACGGGGGCGGUAACUUCUACACAGACACUACCUUCCUCAAACAGUCCCAGGCUUCCUCCACUCUCUCCGCCUUGCACACCUGGAAGACCAACGGACUCUACCUGGGCAAGAAGCUGGUCUAUUUUGCAGAUGAGUCAGAGGAGCGUUAUGCGGACGACGUGGCCCGAGCGUACGGGUACGAGGGUGAAGGGUCACCGGCCGGGUCGGUGGGUUGCUGCAGUGACUUUGGUGACCAGGAUAACCUGGACUUCCUGGACUCACUGGGGUCAAAGUUCAAAACACUGGCCAACAUCUGCAUGGACAAGGAGGAGGAGAUCUGAGAUGAGAACAUUAUUAAAGAACACAAGUAACGGGAACACAAAGCAACUAAUAAGAUCAUAACCUUUGAGAGAAAGACAAUCACUAAAGUCAAUGGAAGGUGAAUGCCAAGAGCGUGUCGUCAGUAUGUGAGACUGUCAGUGAGUGAGACUGAUGAUAGAUCUGUUGUUUUGGAUGGGAGACAAAGAUAUGGCAGGUAGAAGAUUGAAGAAGCGAGACAUCACCCAGACUAUUCUCACUCUGAGGUACACAUGCUACUGACUGUUAGUGCUCUGAUCUGGUUUCUGUUAUGCUCUGCUUUGACACCAGGGGGCGUAUGUCCCUGUUUUUACUGUAAUACAACACUGGCCAGGAUCAGUGUGUUUGUGUGUGAUAGAGAUCAUAUUUCUGGAGUUGUCAUUGCUGAAUGUGUAACAUAAUCUCUGAGUCAAUUGGUUUCUGUAGGAGACGAGAUAAUGCUUCAUAAUUGCUGCCGUUUGUCAAGGGCUCACACUAUCUUGUCUUUUUCUAAUGAGAAAAUAAAUAGCAAAUUUAAGCAGAAAGAGAAGAGCUUUGUUUUGUACAUUUGUGCUUGAAGAUGUUAAUGCAGAGUAUUUUUCUAUUGUACUGUAUACAUUAAAACGGUCUGCUUCUUA